This is a messenger RNA of Zootermopsis nevadensis, 3112 nucleotides long. RefSeq lists its product as uncharacterized. Gene Ontology annotation, cellular component: nucleus. Gene Ontology annotation, molecular function: DNA-binding transcription factor activity, RNA polymerase II-specific; RNA polymerase II cis-regulatory region sequence-specific DNA binding. NCBI's taxonomy places the organism in Eukaryota, Metazoa, Arthropoda, Insecta, Blattodea, Termopsidae. Gene Ontology annotation, biological process: regulation of transcription by RNA polymerase II; cell differentiation. The record is from RefSeq and is a predicted model, not a curated record.
AUCGGGUCAGCUCUGCCGUCAAGCAAGCGUCAAACUGGCAGAACAGAAGGCCCGUGCGGGGGGCCCACCUGGGGCCCGCCUGCAACCCCCCCAGCCGGGGCCCUUGUUGGCUUGGUACCCCUGGUGUCCUGCGCUCCUGCCAGCUGCCUGGUGUAACCCGGCUGCCAUCCGGACGGCUCUCCCAGGGCUCCUGGACAACCUGAAGAUGCCUGCUCGAUCGUCGGGUUUCCACAUCUGCGACAUCUUGGACCUCAACGACGCAGCAGCGGAGGGCAAACCGAAUUCGGGCGGCGACGGAGUGUCCGAGGCGCCUCACCAACUCCAUCACGGUGGGUCGAUGCCGUUAAUGUCCAGCCCGCCCGAUCUGACCACCAUAGCUGCCAGCUACGCGGCCGCUAUGGGGCACCACACUGUACUGUUCUCGGGGGCCCCUGGAGGGGUACCUGGGCUGGAACCACAUUGCCCCCUUCUGCCCCACACGAGACACCAAUGGACCACAUCUGUCACCACGAGAAACGACCACGGAGCACACCAGCAGCAGGUCAGCCCUGACAGCACUUCUCCCAGCUCCCUGGUGCCUCCAGACCCCUCUCGAUGUGGCCCCGAACAGGAGCCCGACCUCCACUCAAGUUCCGUGUCUCUGGACAGCUUUCCUCCUCCCCCAACUAGUCCCGCCAAUGGUCCGGGACCGGAUUCUUCAAGCGCAGUUCCUUCAGCCCUCAUGAGGACGCCCCUCAUGGGGCAGGAUGGCGAAGACCACCUGAUGGACACUGAGGAGGACGACCAAGAGUCGGAGGGACAGCACGAGGCGGGGACCCAGGGGAGCGGACAGCCCGGAGGCUCCAAGAAACGCAAAAGAAGGGUUUUGUUCUCGAAGGCACAGACUUACGAACUGGAGAGGAGGUUUCGGCAACAGCGAUACUUGUCGGCCCCGGAGCGCGAACACCUCGCUAGCAUCAUCCGCCUCACGCCCACACAGGUGAAGAUCUGGUUCCAGAACCAUCGGUACAAGACAAAGCGGGCGCAACAAGAGAAGGGGCUCCAUGACCCUCAUGGGGGUCACGUGGGCCCAGGAGUCACGACUCUACCAUCACCUCGCAGGGUGGCUGUUCCUGUCCUCGUAAGGGAUGGUAAGCCGUGUACCGGCGGCGCCAAGGGUCAGCAACAGCCCUCGACGGAGCAGCAUAUACCCCACCCCCAUCUGGUAAUGCCUUCGUACUCGCACCCCCUCAUACACCCCCAUCAUCACCAGCCUCACCCCCGCGCUUGGUGGUAGUGACUAAACGUUAUUCGUGGUGAGUUCCAUAAAAACUGGCGACCGAAGGACAUAUUCGUCCUUUGUUCAUGAACUGGUGAGUGUUAAUGACGCCUGAUAGCAUGUCCUUGGUUAAAUCACUACAGACUGCUAAGAAAACUGAUGACAAGAUUAUGGACAACAGAUUUGAGUAUUUGAUGAGGGAAGAUUUAUGUGAACGGAGCGUCAUUUUGAAGACCAUUUCAUUUCUUCGUCAACUUCAAAUAUUUUAUUGCAUUUGCGAGUGUCCUUAAGUCGAGAACAAUAUAAUGUCGACUCGAGAUGUUUUCAUUUCUUUUUACAAAGGCAUGAACAGACUCGUAACAAGUGUGGAAUCAGAUACUGGAUUCUGAUAAACUGUGGGACAGAUGGCGUGUGCUUAGUUCAGUGUUAAGUGCAAAUCAGUGGUUUCACGAAGGGGUCGCAAGGAUACCGAAGUUAAAUUCCUACAAAGCAUAAUAAUAAUGUCACAAUAUGCUGAUCGUUGAGUAUUCUGUGUCAACGCGGUAGAAGUCAUCGACGUUUCAGAGGAACCUUGUUCAGGGCCGAGGUGAAAGCAAUGGAAUGUAAGAAACAUUAUGGGCAUUCACUGAUAAUUACAACAGAAUGAACAUAACACUGGUAGAUGACGAUAUCUAAUGGCCAUAAAAAGAUAUUGCUAAUACUGACAUGUGAAUAUAAACCACAGUGAAAACUUCACGUCUCAGGACACAAAAAUAUUCUGUGAAGCACCCGACAUGACCAUCCAGAUCUCAAAAUAUUUGAAAAAUUUACAAUAUCAAAACCACAACUUUCCUCGUUAAAAUGUAAAUAAGACUUGUCAGUUUUCUGUUGCACGUGCCACAAAACGUCUGCGGGUUCUUACAGGUUAUGUGACUAAUUACCGAAGUAAAACAGUUUCGCGACAAAAAGUAGUCCGUAAAUAUCGCUUUUAGCCUGUUGCAGUAACCACCUGUGGAACUGAAGUCGUGAAGUUUAUAUAAAAAUUUAUAAUGACGUUCACUAUGCUUGUCGCUCAGAAAAUUACAGGCAAAUAUUAUACCGAUACCGUACAUUGAGGAUGUUUGACGGCUGUGCCGGCAGCACGGUCUUUGAGCUAUGCGCGAUCAUUGCGUUGGUUGCCGCGUUUACUGUUCUCAGCGGCACAGAGACCAAAUAAUUUCAAUGUAGUUAUUUGUAUUUAAUAGUUUUAAAACCUGACACGUGGCUUGCACUUUGCUUUAACACACAUGACCAGAUUGCUUCUACAAACACAGAUAUCAUUAUCUUCGCUGUUUUAUCUGCUGAUAGCAGAAAAAACCACCGAGUUCUUGUGGCGAUUGACAUCAGAGGUUCUAUUCAAGAACACAAUUUACUUAGAUAAAAGAAAACAGAAUAUGUUCGGGCUUAACAAAUAAACACAAAGGCCAAUUUUUAACAUUGAAAGGGGUGUACAAGAUACGCGGUUAGCAGAUAAUGUGUAAAUACAUGGUAAAGUGGAUACCAUGCAUGUUUCCCAUUCUGGAAGUCCUGGGUUCUACUCUCGGUACGGAGACUGGUACAUUCAAAAUUAAUUAAUUAAUUAUCUCCGCCUCUCCAACCAAGUGUCGGGCUGCAAUCUUAAAAUAGGCCACGACUUUGAUAAUUAUGAUAGCCGUUUACAUUUCACCAUUCUGACAAUAUCAGCUGAUAUGCAGGCGAUAAAUUUCAGAUUUUCUCGGUAUGGCCUGACUAAGGAAUACCACGUAAAAUCAGUUCCUGCCGGGUUCCGAAGUGGGGAUCAUCUUCUCAAAAUCCUGCCCAGCGUAUGUACAUUUAUAAAACGGCAAGGGCAGAGUU